AUGGAUCUUGCAACCUUGUUCGGCAAGCUCCAAGAGUAUGAAAUAGAGCUAACUCGAAUAACCUUGAAGGAACAAACCAUCAAGAAAAGCAAGGGAAUUGCCUUGAAAGCCUCAACACCAAGCAAAAAGAAGGAUGAGGAAAAAGAAGAUGGAGAUUCCGAAAAUGGUCUUGACGAAGAUGAGAUGAGUCUCUUCGUAAAGAAGUAUGGAAAAUUUUAUAAGAAGAAUUUUUCAAAGAAAUCUGCAUUUUCUCCUAGAAGAAGAUCUAAAGAUGAAGGAUCCUCACAAUUUACCAUCACUUGCUUUGAAUGUGGAAAAACCGGUCACUACAAAUCGGAUUGUCCAAAUAUUCAAAAGAAAGACGAAUAUGAAAAGAAGCAAGGCAAGGAUAGAAGGAACUUCAAGAAGGCUUAUCUUGCUUGGGAUAAUGAAUCUAGUUCUUCUGAUGAUGAUUCCAUGGAAGAAGCAAAUCUAUGCUUCAUGCAAGAUGGAAGACCACCGGAGAAAUCAAGCAAAGGAACUCAACAUAUAUGUCUAAUGGCAAAUGAGGACAAAAAUGAAUCCGAAACCGAGGUAAACUCAUCUUGCUCUACUCUUUCCCCUUCAUAUGAUGAGUUGUCUGACAUGUUUGAAGAAAUGCAUAAUGAAACACUAAUACAUGUUAAAGCUCUUAGAGCAUCAAGAAAAACUAUUAAUUCUUUGGAAAAACAAAUUGCAUCUUUAGAAAAGGAAGUAAAAGAGUUGAAGGAUGAAAAUGAAACUCUCAAAUUACUUGAUGCUAGCAUUGGUUGUAUUAAAUGCCUAUCUUCAAAUGAUCAUGCAUCUUCAUCAUCAUGUCAUAGUGCAUCCACUUGUAAAGUUAGAAAGAAUGGUAUUGUUGGGCAAAAGAAAGUGUGGGUUUGUUUGAAGGCUAAAAGCUCCAAGUGGUACUUGGAUAGUGGUUGCUCAAGUCACAUGACGGGAGAAGUAACUAAGUUCCAAUCAUUCACCAAGAAAGAGCAUGGACAUGUUUCCUAUGGAGAUAACAACAAAGGAAAGAUCCUCGGUAUUGGAAAAGUUGGUCUUUUAACUGGAAGUCAAUUACCCUUGUCUUUGCAUAAGGCUGACCUUCAACAGCAUGCUCUUUGA
Messenger RNA from Gastrolobium bilobum, 1128 nucleotides. RefSeq lists its product as uncharacterized. Bases 1 to 1128 code for a protein of 375 amino acids. Gene Ontology annotation, molecular function: zinc ion binding; nucleic acid binding. The record is from RefSeq and is a predicted model, not a curated record. Lineage: Eukaryota; Viridiplantae; Streptophyta; Magnoliopsida; Fabales; Fabaceae. The transcript has 4 exons.